Molecule: messenger RNA, 1320 nt
Organism: Arachis stenosperma
Lineage: Eukaryota; Viridiplantae; Streptophyta; Magnoliopsida; Fabales; Fabaceae
Product: probable pectate lyase 3
Exons: 4
Coding region: 1-1320 (439 amino acids)
Molecular function (GO): pectate lyase activity
Source: RefSeq, a predicted model, not a curated record
AUGGUAGAAAUGUAUAACUUGUUCCUUUCAUUAUGUUUGGUUUCCAUGAUACCAAUCUUGAAAGCUAAUAUCUUAGAGAAUACAACAUACCUGAAUGAUUUUGAUGAGGAAUAUUGGAAGGAAAGAGCAGCAAUUGCUGAAAAAGAUAACAGAGAAGCAUAUUUCUUAAAUCCAUACGACAUUUCUGGGAACUUCAGUUCUACUGUUUUAGAAGACAAGCAUGGCAGAAGAAGCUUGAAGGGUAAAAAUGCAAGAGUUCCAUGCAUGGCAACAAACAACAUUGAUAGAUGUUGGAGGUGUGAUCCUAAUUGGGCAAAGUAUCGUCAAAAGCUUGCAAAUUGUGUUCAAGGUUUUGGAAAAAACACAAUUGGUGGAAAAAACGGUCCAAUUUAUAUAGUUACUGAUUCUUCAGACAACGACAUGGUUAAUCCAAAACCAGGUACUCUUCGCCAUGCAGUCACAAGAACAGGGCCAUUAUGGAUUAUCUUUGCACGUAGCAUGUUUAUUAGACUCAACCAAGAACUCAUAAUGACUAGUGACAAAACUAUUGAUGGAAGAGGAGUUGAUGUUCACAUUACUAGAGGUGCAGGAAUCACCAUUCAGAACAUUAAAAAUGUGAUUAUUCAUGGAAUUAAGAUUUAUAAUAUUGUUCCUGGUACCGGUGGACUUAUCAGAGAUUCUGAGACUCAUUUUGGUCAAAGGUUAAGCACAGAAGGUGAUGGAAUCUCUAUUUUUGGCUCUAGCAAUAUUUGGAUAGACCAUGUUUCUAUGAGAAAAUGUGCAGAUGGUCUCAUUGAUGCCAUUAUGGGAUCUACAGCUAUUACCAUUUCUAAUAGUCAUUUCACAGAUCAAAAUCACGUUAUCCUGUUUGGUGGGAGGGAAGAGCACACAAUUGAUAAGAUGAUGCAAGUGACUGUAGCUUUCAAUCAUUUUGGGAAGAGAUUGCUGCAAAGAAUGCCAAGGUGCAGAUUUGGGUUUUUCCAUAUUGCUAACAAUGAUUAUACUCAUUGGCAAAUGUAUGCCAUUGGUGGUAACAAGAAUCCAACUAUUAUUAGUGAGGGCAAUCGAUUUUGGGCUCCGGAUAAUAUUCAUGCUAAAGAGGUAACAAAGAGAGUGGACGCAAAUAUUGGAGAAUGGAAAUCAUGGCAAUGGAGAUCAAUAAAUGAUGAGUUAUUGAAUGGAGCAUUUUUCGUACAAUCGGGAUCUGAGUUGGUAAAUUGGUCAAACAAAAAUAAGAUUGCAUCAAAACCUGGAAAAUAUGUCGCACAACUUACUCGCUUUGCUGGCACCCUUAGAUGUAGAGUUGGUAAACCUUGUUAG